Messenger RNA from Bombyx mandarina (wild silkworm), 1966 nucleotides. Its product is annotated as tubulin beta-1 chain. The record is from RefSeq and is a predicted model, not a curated record. NCBI's taxonomy places the organism in Eukaryota, Metazoa, Arthropoda, Insecta, Lepidoptera, Bombycidae. Gene Ontology annotation, cellular component: microtubule. Gene Ontology annotation, molecular function: GTPase activity; GTP binding; structural constituent of cytoskeleton. Gene Ontology annotation, biological process: microtubule-based process.
CUUUCGGAUCACAAUAAAUGCAUAUCUUCAUUAUUGAUUUACUAAAUGCUCAAUAACUAUUUUGCAAUAUAUAACGAUCGGAUAAAAGGUGUUUUAAUGUCAAAUUAAGAAAAUAAUAAUUUGCAAGCUGAGAAAAUAACAAUUAAUUUACCUUCAAUAUUACAAAAGAAAAUGAACUAGUGUAUUACAGAAUUACGAUUCUUAUCGUUACAUUUACUAUCAGUGGUGCAUUACAUAUCAGUGUUUCCAAGAAAAAAGGCGAUAAGUUCCGAUAACAUUGAUUACAUCAUCGGAUUUAGAAUUGUUCACCUUAUUCCCAGUUAGGUUGUGAAGGCGUGUGUGAAUAUUGUGUUAGAAAUGCGUGAAAUAGUCCACGUGCAAGCCGGCCAAUGCGGGAAUCAGAUAGGAUCGAAGUUUUGGGAGAUAAUCUCGGACGAGCAUGGCGUCGACACGACCGGAGUUUACAAAGGGGAGAGCGACCUGCAGCUCGACAGGAUAAACGUUUACUACAAUGAGGCAUCUAGUGGUAAAUACGUCCCCCGUGCCGUUCUCGUGGAUCUGGAGCCGGGCACAAUGGACGCGGUCAGAUCAGGACCCUACGGAAUGCUGUUCCGGCCCGAUAACUUUGUCUUCGGUCAGAGCGGCGCUGGCAACAAUUGGGCCAAAGGACAUUAUACAGAGGGCGCUGAGCUAGUCGAUUCUGUACUGGACGUGAUCAGGAAAGAAGCUGAAAGCUGUGAUUGUCUCCAAGGAUUCCAGCUGACCCACUCGCUGGGUGGCGGCACUGGAUCCGGCAUGGGCACUCUGCUGCUCAGCAAGAUCCGGGAGGAAUACCCGGACAGAAUCAUGAAUACGUUCAGCGUUGUACCCUCGCCUAAGGUGAGCGAAGUCGUUUUGGAGCCCUACAACGCAACGCUGUCCGUGCACCAGCUGGUCGAGAACACGGACAUGUCCUUCUGCAUCGACAACGAAGCGUUAUACAACAUCUGCUUCAAGACACUGAGACUCAGCAGUCCGAGUUACGGCGAUCUUAACCACCUCAUAUCUCUGACCAUGUCCGGGGUGACGACCUGCCUCCGGUUCCCGGGACAGCUGAACGCGGACCUGAGGAAGCUGGCCGUCAACAUGGUGCCAUUCCCGAGGCUCCACUUCUUCAUGCCGGGCUUCGCACCGCUGACCGCGCGAAAUUCAUUCAACUAUCGCCCUCAGACUGUCUCCGAGCUCAUGAGUCAAAUGUUCAACUCCGGUAACAUGAUGACCGCCGCCGACCCUCGCCACGGAAGAUACCUGACCGUGGCCACCAUAUUCAGAGGCCGCAUGUCCAUGAGGGAGGUCGACGACCAGAUCCUCGCCAUACAGAACAAGAACUCGAGCUACUUCGUAGAGUGGAUCCCGAACAACCUGAAGGUGGCCGUGUGCGACAUCCCGCCGCGUGGCCUCAAGAUGUCCGCCACGUUCAUCGGUAACUCGACGGCCAUACAGGAGAUCUUCAAGCGCAUCUCCGAGCAGUUCACCGCCAUGUUCCGGAGGAGGGCCUUCCUCCACUGGUAUACGGGUGAAGGAAUGGAUGAGAUGGAGUUCACUGAAGCGGCCAGUAACAUGGCCGACCUCAUCUCAGAAUAUCAGCAGUAUCAGGAGGCAACUCUGGAAGACGAUGAUGCAGUGUUCGACGAAGAAGAGGAAUUGGCGCAGGAGGAGGACCCGCCGGUUCAAAUACAAAUGUAUUGAACGACACAGAUUUAGGUUAAACAACGCAGAACGCUAAAAUACAUACAUACACAGGACUGAAAUGCUAUUUGGUUCAAGCGAUAUUUAUCUUUGUAAUUAAAGGCCCGUUUUAUUUGGUAUCAGAUCAGCAUUAACAGUUCGUAGUUUUUAAUUCUUCUUUAGGUAUGUCUACCUUAUCCCACUAGGUGGGGUCGGUACAGCGAAUUUUUCUAUUCCAUUCACUUUUAUCAGCCGUCAU